This is a messenger RNA of Phanerochaete carnosa HHB-10118-sp, 1340 nucleotides long. RefSeq lists its product as uncharacterized. The transcript is spliced from 2 exons. The record is from RefSeq and is a predicted model, not a curated record. Lineage: Eukaryota; Fungi; Basidiomycota; Agaricomycetes; Polyporales; Phanerochaetaceae. The coding region runs from base 39 to 1001 and encodes 320 amino acids.
ACAUCCUCUCUCCUAAUAUCCCACUUUAUAAAUUAAACAUGUUCCAACUCCAAGCACAGCCCGUCCCCCACUUUGCCAUGCAGUCAAUCGAACGCGCGACGCACUCUGCUCCCUCCCCGUCCAUCAACAUGCCCCGGACCCUCGCCCGUCCACCGUUCAUGGAGGUCGACCGCAACACGAUCGCUGCCCUCGCCCCCGAGCUCGCAGAGGUCCCGAUCGAGUACAUUCGCCAGCACCUCGCUCGCCAGGCACAUGGCAUGGUCGCGGCAGUGAACCUGCUCUCCAUCCCGAGCUCGCUCCCCAAGUCGCACCUGCCGUCCGCCCUCGACGCGCCCGUGCGCCCGUCCCCGAGCGCGCCCGCCUCCGCGUCCUUCCCGACGCACGUCCUCGCCGUCACCUCCACCAAACCGUCCUCGUCGUCGCCCACGACACCGACCGCGGCGUCCUUCGCCGCCGCGCAGGCGCAGUCCUCGCACACGGCGAUCCUCUACCCGACGCACUCGCUCGUGCUCGCCGCGCACUGCGCGAACCUGCCGUCGCUGCCGCCCUCGCGUCCCUCGGGCCGCGCGACGUCGCUCACCCUCCCCGUCGUCCCGCUCACCGUGCCCGACGCGACGACGUUCCCGCACCUGCACGCGUUCCUGCACAACAAGCGCGCGGACGCCCUGCUCGCCGCGCUGCUGCCGUCGCUCGCGCAGAGCCUGCCGCGCGCCGACGGCGCGUCGUCCUCCUCGUCCUCCUCGAGCGCGUCGCGCGGCGGUUACACGGCGCAGUUCACCAGCGACCGCCUCGCACGCCUCGCGCAGCACCUCGCCGCCGUCGCGCACUCGCAGGCCGGCACCCAGGGCGGGCUCCAGAUCCUCAUGGCGAACGCCAAGGUCGUCACGAACCUCUGGAAGAACACGUGCGCGUUCGGCAUCUUCGACACCGAGCUCUGGGGCGUCAUCGACCUCGCGUACGAGAUCCUCCUCACCGCGCUGAACCGCAUGGCCAGGCAGUGAGAGCGCACGCACACACAUACGGGGCAGGGACGCUGGUUUCGUCUCUCCCUCUCUCUCCCGGAAUGGCUGCCUUUGGCAGCGCGGACUUCGACCUUAGAGCCUCUCGUCUGUGCCUUGCGGUGCAGAUGCUCCUAGUCUUUUUUUUCUCCUUCUUCGCCUUCUCUGAUGUCUCCCUCAUACCCCACUGUAUCACCUACGUUCUGCACCGGCCCCAAAAGUGUAUCAAAUAUUCAUUCUCGUCUCUGCUGUCUUGGAUAAUACCUAGUCUCCUUCGUAGUUGUUUCGCGGCUGUCUGUACUUAGUGCACCUACUAGUCCUCGUAAUUUGACUCUUCGAUUU